AUGGCUGUACUGUGCAGCUCUCAAGCAGUCAGUGAUGACACUAGUUCCACUGCACUUGUGCCUGUCCAAGACACAGCUACUGAUGCAGCUACCUCAUCCACCGAAGAAGCCACCACCAGCAUAUCUUGCUCCUCGCCAUCACUAGCUGCUCACCAGCCCUUAGGGUUAGCGAAUGACCAGGAGAGAAUGUUUGCUCAAGGAGAACAAGCGUUUAUUGCGGCCAGGCAGGCAGCAUCUGUUCCUUUUGUGCCUGCUGGCUGCCAGCUUCCUUACCACCCUGGAAUGAAUCCGUCUAUGUAUGCUGGCGCCGCCAUGGUCCAAGGAUUGGCCAGGCCGACCAUGAUGACCAGCUCCUCUGUGCACAUUGCUCAGCACCCAGGUGGGGCAACCAUCAUGCAGCACCAGAGUAUGAGCACUGGACUUGCCGGAGCCAUGUCACAAGCCACUGUCAUGCAACAACAGGCAAUGGCCAAUGGUGUCCAGUCAACAUCCCUCUUGCAGCGGACACUGACCAAUGGAGGUCAGACAAUGGUGGUCCAGCAGCGGACCAUGACCACAGGGCUGGAUGGUAUGACCCAGCAGACAAUGGUACAGCAGCAGAUGGCCGCACCAGGUAUGUCUCCGGCAGCCUUGUUCCAUGCCAAUGCCAUGAGGCAACGUAACAUGGCCACACAACAAGCUAGCAUGAUGCAGCAGAGGUCGAUCAGGUUAGUCCAGGCCGGUAUUAUGGGUAACCAAAUGCUACAUGCGCAGGCCAUGAGAGGUGCAGGUCUCAUGCCAGGAGGUCAAAUGGCCCCAACAACCCUGAUCCAACAUGGCAUGUUGAGGGGUGUCAGCCAGGGGACCAUGAUGCAGCAGUUGGUUCGGCAAAGGUACCUUGGUGGCCCUGUGAUGCCGGGAAGAGGGAUCCAGCUAAUGGCAGGACGUCCAAUCAGGGUAAAGAUGACCUACCCCAGAGAGAGCAUGCAGAUGGACACAUGA
Molecule: messenger RNA, 981 nt
Organism: Candidula unifasciata
Lineage: Eukaryota; Metazoa; Mollusca; Gastropoda; Stylommatophora; Geomitridae
Source: the annotation of a GenBank genome assembly